AUGUUCGAGUCUCUUUCGACUGCUGAGGUCGUUCAAUAUCGUCCUUAUAAUCCUAAAGACGCUUCAUCAUCCGAAGGAUACUCUCUCCAACUCCAUACGUCUCUCCCGGGUGUGGCUCAGCCGGACGUUGCCGCCAGCGACUCCCCAGUCUCCCCAUUACCCUCUGCAGGACACACGAAUGGGAAAAAACGCAAAGGAGACGCGUUAGGCUCGUCAAAUUCUACCAAACGGUCGCGUCAAUCAAUCGGUCAAGCGGGCGAGCCGCGAAAAGCGGCUGCGUUGGAACGUAUGGAGCGCCCUUCGCCUCCGCCACGAUCUUCCUCGUCUCAGAGAACGAAUAAUGCACGCAUUGUGGAUCGAUGGCAGCCCAUUGAGCGUCCAUGUGCUUCGACGCGCGCUGUUGACUUGACCAACUUGGUGUCGAGCUACGAAAUUGUCAGGAGUAGCCUUGCAAACUUUCGAGCGUAUUUUCUCAAUAAGCGAGAUCCGUAUGACCAAAGCUUUCUCCCAGAGUACAUGCCAUUCGUCGAGUUGGAAUACCCUAUGACGGGUAUCACUGAGCGAUUUCCACUGUUGUCACCGAAGAACCACAACUCAUGGCAUCCUAUUCGGGAGCUGAUGGAAGCAGUUUAUACUAUUGUCAAGUAUUACCUUCCUGGCGAGCACGCCAGACUCCUCGGGAACCCAGAACACAGCUCAUCUUUCCGACUGAGAGAGAUAUUCGGCACUAGUAAUAAGCCCAUAGUUCCAGAAGAACCACCAAGCUUUGACUCCACGGGAAGACCGUUGAAGCGGACCCCUCCACACGCCGGAAACUUGCUUCGCCGUAUGGAGCGAGCGUACGAGAACAAGGAUGGCAUCGAGUUUAUCAGUUCAAUCAAAGAUAUCAAUCAUAGGCUCCGGACGCUCAAGCAACACGCAGAUGGCAAUCUCUUGCUACGACAGCCCGAGGGCUGGAAGGGUGUCCCACCAGAGCUAGCCGUACAAAUUUACGAAGAGACGUACAUGAGGUCAGCUGGGCCUCGUGUUAAGGAUUUACUCAAGUAUCAAGCCUUCUCCUCUACCACUUACGGCGAGUUAAACCCAGGUCUAAUAUCGGAGAUGGCGCAUAGAGCUGGCCUGAAGCCUGGUGUCAACUUUUUGGAUCUCGGAAGUGGGAUAGGGAACGUUGUCAUCCAGACUGCCCUCAUGUCUGGCUGUUCCAGUGCCGGUGUAGAGAAGCUCAACAUGACAGCGGAUAUUGCUGAUGAAGUACACCGCGUCUUCUUGCAACGAUGUCGCAUGUGGGGUGUCGAGUCGGGUCCCACCGAUAUAUUCCAAGGCGACUUUAUGGUUCACAGCGAAAAGUUGUCAAACAUCAUCAAGAAUGCGGACGUGAUCUUAGCCAACAAUUUCGUCUUUGACCCUGCUUUGAAUGAAGGAUUGAAGGCCCUGUUUUUGGAUCUGAAGGAUGGGGCCAAAAUUAUUUCUCUCCGCAGUUUUUGUGAUGGUCAAGUGACGGCAAGAAACAUUGGUGCCAUAGAAUCUAUUCUAGAUGUGGAGAGCUUCGAGUGGCAUUCUGGGGAUGUUUCUUGGGGGGAUGCGGCAGGGCGAUAUUUUAUUUCUACUGUUAACCGCAUGUUCUAUGGCCACCCUGAACAUCAGCCCAAUGCUGCGAAUCUACUUUGGGAGCUUAUCGAACAAGACGAAAGAGCUUUGCAAGAAGUGAAGGAGGAGGAAGAAAGACUCGAAAAUGAGCGAGAGGGAAUUUUGGCCCACCUAGGUGUGCUUGCCAACGAUACCCAGGUGUUGGGACAGCUCGCAGAAGUCGCUUUGCCGAACAUCAAAAACAUUAUCGAUGCGCUUAAACCCGAAAUCUCGGCAUUGGAAACGAAACGCGAGGAUGGUCACUUUUCCAACUAUGGAGGAUGGCUAGAAAAGUAUAAAAAUUACAUCAAAGUUACUGUAGGGUUUAUGGAAGAGAUUCAGCACCACAAAACUCGACAAUUGGUGCGAGAGUACGUCGAACCGGAAUCCAUGGCCCGACUCAAGCUUGAUCAUAUUGAUGGUCUGUUAAAAGAGACCGCCGAUCGUAUUCAGGCUACCUCUAUCCGUCUUCAAACAAAACGCCUGAAACUAUCCAAGACCCCCUUCUCAAGGCUUACGGACGAGAAUUGGAGACUCAUUUUCGGCUUUGCAUCAAUAUCCUUCCACCCUCAUCAUGCCGGUGAACAAGUGUGCGAUCGUUCAAUUAGUACGUCCAUUCAUGCGCUCACUCGCGUCUGUCAUCGGUGGUAUAAAGUCAUCUAUCAAUCUUCGAAGCUUUGGAGGAGAGUGUAUCUCAACUACGAGGGGCUCAAGAAUGACUCGUCCAGGAAGCUUCUCAAUCUGAUACUAAGCAAGGCAGGUGAUACACUCGAUCUUCUGUGUAUUCAUCCCUCUACACGUCACUGGCGUGUGGAUGAUAGGUGGGCUGAUUCUCAUUUGCAUCAGCUUCAACAGCUCAACACAAUCCACCAUCUUGAGGUUUCAUACAACUCCUCGGCCACAGCAGAGUAUGUUGGGCAUAUGCUGGAUGCCUUGCCAACACCAUAUGAACUUGCUAUUAGAAGCUUGCUCAUGACUAAUACUCGCCUCCUAUAUCACCCAAGAAGCCUCGACACGCUCGAAGUUGUAGAGGCCACCAACGUCGAGCUGGUGCUUGAGACUGGUCGAAACUUGCCAAACCUUAAGCUUCUCAAGUUACAGGCUAACACCUCCAUCACCCCUUGUACCGAAUUUUACGAUACAUACUCCAAAACAAGCACUAUAGAUCUCGCGGGGGGAAGUUUUCACCUUCCUCGUCGGGUUCCCCGCUUACAGCCCUGGGACGCACACAGUAUUCGCGGAACGCUGAAUAGCAUCCUCAGUGUCUUUAGUCCCCGAGUUGUAUUUACGCAACUCAGUGAGAUUACAUUACGCUUUCCUCCGGAGCCCGCCAAUAUGCCCGACUUGGCUACAUGGUGCAGUUUUCUCAGUUCUAGCAAGGCAUCCACUGUCACGAGCUUGACUCUGUAUCCAAUGGAGAACGCUAAGAUACUCAGUCACUACGUCACCGCCCUCCAUAAUCUCGCUCGGCUUCGUGUUCACGGCUCAAGUGUGGAUCCUCUCCUGAAGGAGUUGACAUGGCAGGUUGAGGAUGAGAGGAGCAAAGUAUUGACCUUUCUUUCUGUACUGGAAAUCCACGAUUAUGACGGGAGAGGCUCUCCAGUUGUCGAAUUCUACCAGUCCAAGCUCGCCUCGUCAUACCGCACACUCCGGACGGUCAGAUUCGCGAACUGUCCCAACAUUCCACAGGAGAUCCGUCAAAUAUUUAUUGACAACUAG
Messenger RNA from Serendipita indica DSM 11827, 3345 nucleotides. NCBI's taxonomy places the organism in Eukaryota, Fungi, Basidiomycota, Agaricomycetes, Sebacinales, Serendipitaceae. The record is from the annotation of a GenBank genome assembly.